UUCCGGCCGGCCCACUGGCAGCGGCGGCGGCGGCGGCGGCAGCGAGGAGGGCGAGGCCGCAGGAUUCAGCAGCCAAGCACCAGGACCAGACACCCAGCGAUGACCAGCUCGCCUGUCUCCAGAGUCGUCUACAACGGCAAGAGGAACAGCAGUCCCCGCUCCCCCACCAACAGCAGUGAGAUCUUCACGCCGGCACACGAGGAGAAUGUGCGCUUCAUUUAUGAAGCCUGGCAGGGUGUUGAACGAGACCUGCGCAGCCAGCUGUCUGGUGGAGAGCGGGGCCUAGUGGAGGAGUAUGUGGAGAAGGUUCCCAACCCCAGCCUGAAGACCUUCAAGCCCAUUGACCUGAGUGACCUGAAGCGCCGGAACACGCAGGAUGCCAAGAAGUCCUAGAGUGCCUGGCGCCCCUCCCCUGGCCUCCGGAAGAUCAGGGUGCACUUGAUGUUGGUUUCCUCUGCUCCUGGGAGGGGGGAGAGUGCUCUAGUGGGCUGUAGUCCCCAGGGCCAGCAGGAUUGGUGACCAAGGCCCUUCCUUUCCUCUCCAGGGUCUCAAGUUGCCCCUGUCACUGGGGGAACAGGGGUCUGGCUAUGUCAGCCCUUGUCCCUUUCCCCUGCCAGCUGCAUCUUGGGUAGCACCUGGCCCUGCCUACCUAGCCCUCUCUGCUGUUACCUGCCAUGCCUCGCGCCUCUCCUUCCUGGCCACCUAAGGUCAGAAAGGAAAAAAGGGAUCUCUCUUCGGCUGUUGGGACCUCGAAUGACCGGAAAUCAGGACUGUGCAAUCCCACCUGCAUCCAGUGUGGCUCUCUUUGUGAAGCCUGGACGUUUGGGGGGCUCCCUCAUCCCACUGUCCAUCUCGCCCCUUUCUUGCCUCAGUUUCAGAGUGGAGUCAACUCUGAGCCGAGGACAGUGCUGGCUCCUGAAGGGGCUUCUAGCGACCAGACCUGGUCUCCUGGUACCUGUAGCCCUGUGGCCAUAGCAGUGCCCGUGAGCAGGAGCACUGAGGCUGACCUUGAAGGUGUGGUGCUGCCAGGCCUGUCCUGGCUUUCUGGGGUGUACUGGGAGGAUCACCAAGGCCCCCUUUUUUGUGCCCUCUUGAAUCCAGGUGUCUGUGUUGGAGACGGAGACUGAGGGUCUGUGAAUAAAGGCUGGUGGCACUGGA
Chionomys nivalis (European snow vole) is the source of this 1158-nucleotide messenger RNA. RefSeq names its product MAPK regulated corepressor interacting protein 1 (gene Mcrip1). Lineage: Eukaryota; Metazoa; Chordata; Mammalia; Rodentia; Cricetidae. Bases 100 to 393 code for a protein of 97 amino acids. The record is from RefSeq and is a predicted model, not a curated record. The transcript is spliced from 5 exons.